Messenger RNA from Drosophila ficusphila, 666 nucleotides. RefSeq lists its product as uncharacterized. The transcript has a single exon. The record is from RefSeq and is a predicted model, not a curated record. Bases 137 to 559 code for a protein of 140 amino acids. Lineage: Eukaryota; Metazoa; Arthropoda; Insecta; Diptera; Drosophilidae.
UUAAAGGUCAACUAAAAAUUCUUUCGGUGUAUAAAUAUAAAAAUAAAUUUUCUCUUUUCGCUUGAAAGAGAUUUUUUAUGACACCCCAGAAAAUGGUUAUUUCGUUGAAAUUUUUGUUUAGAUUACUUACAUAGUUAUGAGUUGGCUGUCAAAAAUAUUUGGAUUAAUUUUUAUUGGACUGUUUAUUGUGUUUGUAGCAGCGCAUCCGCGAUGGGAGCAACUGGCCAGAGUCGUGGCCGAAAGGAUGAACGUAUCAGAGGAGUACAGGAUUCAGGAGGCCUGGAAGGCGGUCAUUUCCGUGGACACGCAGCUGCAUGAAUACUUCCACCGCAAGUUGGGCAAUGACAGAAAAACCGAGGCGAACGAUAUACUGAAUAGUGCGUACGCCGAAACGAACGCCUGCGUACGUGAAUUCUACGCUGGAGGAUUGGAGGAUAGGUUCAGGGACUGCAUCCGACACGUGACCCAUCUGCACAUGGACAGAUUGAAGUCCCAGAGGGAUAAAAAUUAUGGUGUGCAACAGGCUAGCGGAGCGAGUAGACUUAAAAUCUGGCAUUGAUUACUGUGGAGCCGUGGAGCCCGAUCGCUGGCAGGCGUCAAGUCUGCUCCCUUUGUGCCUUCUGCCCUCCGAUGUACUUUAAUUAGACAGUUAACUCGAGAGCCAAA